Messenger RNA from Chondrus crispus (carragheen), 3174 nucleotides. RefSeq lists its product as hypothetical. NCBI's taxonomy places the organism in Eukaryota, Rhodophyta, Florideophyceae, Gigartinales, Gigartinaceae. Bases 1 to 3174 code for a protein of 1057 amino acids. The record is from RefSeq and is a predicted model, not a curated record. The transcript is spliced from 6 exons. Gene Ontology annotation, molecular function: glycosyltransferase activity.
AUGGUUACAUUUAGCGUACGGGCAUGUACAGUCCUCCAACGGCGACACAAAAAGUGUUGGAUAUCGCUACGUAAUACAUAUACUGUACCACCCCCCUCCCCCUCUCCUCCAUGUCUCCUGCCCGGGAGGCACCCCCUUUUCACCACAAACAGAACACCAAAACAUGCGUCAUCCAACGCGCCCAUGCCUCGAGGCGUAACCUUACAAGUACCUCACCGUACCGCUCAUCCACACCGCUCAUCCACACCGUCGCACCGCGACACCCGAAACCACAUUAUACAAGGCAUCCAACGCGCCCAUGCCUCGAUACGGCAUCCGCCACGCGCUGCAGCACACGUACACACACACGCCCCAUUCAUCGUGCCCCUUCAUCGUGCCCCUUCAUCGUUUAAACGCCUCCGACACUGCCGCUGUACCUCACAGUACCGCUCAUCUCCACCGUCGCGUCGCGACUCCCGAAACCACAUUAUACAACCUACCGCUCAUCGACACCGUCGCAUCGCGCAGCCGAAACCACAGUAUACAGUACAAGCCCACCGCUUCGACGCGUCGUGCGACAUGCCGACGUCUCUGUGCCUUUCCCUUUCGCCGCCGCUUCGUCGCCGCUUCGUCGCCGCCCGCCCUCCCCUUCCCCACAUCCUUAGAUCAUGGCGCGCCCCGUCCUCCCCACCUCCUCCAGCCCAGGCGGCAAGGAGGCGUCCCUGCCCUUCUUCACGACCUCGCGCCUGGCAUGGCUGGCGAUCGUCAUUGCCGCCGCCAUCGCAGCCCAUCUCUCCGCCACCGUGGUCACGCUGCCGCGCUCGAUUCUGCAGUUCUCGCUCGUCACCCCGCCGUCCAACGCCACCACCACCACCACCACUGCGUCCUGGUCGCUCGCGCGUGCCGAGGCGGCCAAGUCCGCCUCCACACGGGUCGCCCACCUCCGCGCGCACUCGCCCGAGGGCAACGUCUCCACCACACGCGUCGGCUGCCGCGAGUACGUCGCCGGCGUGCAGAGCUGCGCGUACGAGGGCCUGGUGUGCGUCAACGUCACCACGGAGGAGGAGUUCGACCGCCCGAAGGUCUACUUUGUCGACGACUCGCGCCCGGACAGUGAGCAGGUGCCCACGGACAACUGGUGCGGCUACCGCCACCAGUCGUCCGACCCGCGCUACUUCUCGUCGCGCCACUGGCCGAUCAUGGAGGACACGUUCGUGCCGCAGGGCAGCUGCCGUGGACGCGCGCGCGGUGCCGGACGAGCCCGCCGCGGCGCGCGACGAGCGCGGCGCGGGCGGGCCGGCGCCGCCCUUCUCCGAGGGCGCGCGGCACGUGUACCUGCCGCAGGGCUCGGCGGACUUUGUGGCGCAGACGUCGCGCGACGUGAACCGGCUGACGUACGCGCUGAUCCUGCGGCUGGACCCCGGGCGGCUGUACCCGAACGUGACGCGGGAAGAGCUGCACGCGGGGUCGACGGAGCGGGAGGCCGCGCCGCUGUUCGAGGCGUUCCCGGAGCUGCGCGCGGGGGAGCGGCUGGUGUUCCGCCGCGAGAUGCGCGACGACGAGGAGACGGACCUCGUGUGCACGCCGCGGUUCACGGCCGGCGCGAAGCUCUCCAACGGGGCGCACGAGCGCGUGUACCGGCACCUGCGGCAGGAGGCGUACAAGCGGUACGGGGUGCAGGAACCCGACUUUGCGCGGGUCGGGCAGACGGCGUUCCCGCAGCCGCCCAAGCGGAUCGUGGUGCUGCAGAGGCACGUGACGCGACCGCUCGAGAAUAUUGACGAGCUGGAGACGGCGCUCAGGGAGAAGUUUGAGGGUGACGGGGUGGAGGUGGAGGUGGUGUCGACGGACAAGCUGAAUACGGCCGAGGACUUUGUGCGGAUUUUCGCGAGGGCCGGGGUGCUUAUCACGCCGCACGGGAGCCAGAGCAUGGGGCAGAUAUGGAUGCCCAGGCAUAGACCAUGGCGAGGAGUACGACGAGUUGUGCGGGCAGAAGACCGGGCAGGUGCUCGACCCGUGCCUGAGGAUGAAGAAGGUCGGCGUGACCGUGCACGUGCAGGAGGCGCUGCGCACCGUGCGCUUCGCGCUUGGGAGGAUGGGGCACGCCGUCGGGUCGUGGGCGGAGCAUGCAAGGCGGGGGGCGGACGGAGCGGCGGCGGAGGCGGAAGGGCCGGGCGAGGGCGCCGGGGAGGAGGAGGACGGUGGGGAAGAGGAGGGCGGCGAGGAAGAGGAGGGCAGUGGGGAAGAGGAGGGCGGCGGGGACGAGGAGGACGGCGGGGACGAGGAGGACGGGGAGGAGAGCGAGUGAGGAGGGAUGGGCGCAGAUGCGGAGUCGGGCAGGAGGGUGACCAGUGGUGCAUCUGGCACUGCGGGGGCGUGUCACGACAGCGUGCCUUUAUCUCAAGCAGAAGCACCCCGCACUACAGCUCCGUUUUGACGCGCACGCCUUUUCCGAUCCGCCUUCCGACCCCCCGCCUCCGACAGUGCGGGAAGGCCCCGCACUUGCAGCCUCAGAAAGUUGCUGAGAUCGAUUCCCCCAAGCUGGAGCUCAUGGUUCCGGCUGGGGUUCCGGCUCGGGUACCAAUAUGGCAGCUUUCUUUUUCGCCUUUGUUCCAUGGUGCUUCCGGUGAUGCUUUCGGUGAUGCUUCGGGGCGGAGCUCGCCUUCGCUCGAUGGUGCUUGCAGUGAUGCUUCGGGGCGGAGCUCGCCUUCGCUCGAUGGUGCUUGCAGUGAUGCUUUCGGUGAUGCUUCAAGGCGGGGCUCGCCUUCGUUCCGUGGUGCUUGCAGUGAUGCUUUCGGUGAUGCUUUGAGGCGGGGCUCGCCUUCGUUCCGUGGUGCUUGCAGUGAUGCUUUCGGUGAUGCUUUGAGGCGGGGCUCGCCUUCGUUCCAUGGUGCUUACCGGGUGCGCUGCUCUCGGGCUGCAUUGAGGUCACAAGUGCGCCGAGUGGGACGGGGCAAGGCUUCGCCACGAGGACCGAUAUCCCAGCUUUCUUUUUCGCCUCGAAGCAGAGCGUUGGGGGGGCAGAAUCACUGCGCGUUAAGGAGAGGAACAUGCGGAGCGCCGGAGAGGAGAACGGGGAAAUGUCAUUGCAGCAAUUUAUCUCGCAUGAUGGCAAGCACAAUCUCUUUUCGCCACCGCAAGGGAGAGGUGCGAGAGUCAGACGCAAGAUUCUUUAAAAAGUAUAUUUUUAAUUAA